AUGGCACACUCUAAUGGAAUCACCAACGGCGCCACCAACGGCGUCAACGGCACCGCUGACCUGGAUCUAGACGCUCUUGUCAUUGGCUGUGGAUUUGGUGGCUUGUACACUCUCUACAAGUUACGCGAAAAGGGGCUGAAUGCAGUUGCCAUUGAUGCCGCCGAUGGCUUAGGAGGCGUGUGGCACUGGAAUCGGUAUCCGGGUGCCCGCGUAGACUCUGAGGUGCCGUACUAUCAAUACAGUCUUCAUCAAGUGUGGAAGGACUGGUCAUGGAGCGAGAGAUUCCCGGCCCACGAUGAGCUUCGUCGGUACUUCAACCACGCCGCCUCUGCUCUCGAGUUAAAUGAGCACAUCAGACUUCAGCAGAACGUCGUCGAUUGUACCUGGGACAACAAAGACCUCAGGUGGACCGUCACUACCGAAUCUGGGCUCCACAUUCGAUGCAAGUAUCUCGUUGCUGCGGCGGGCUCGAGUUAUCGAAAGUACUUGCCAAAAUAUCCUGGCAUUGAGGAUUACAAAGGUACUCUGUUGCACUCUGCUGGAUUUCCCGAGGAAGACGCAUUCGACUUUCGCGGGAAGAGUGUCGCGAUCAUUGGACAAGGUGCAACCGGCGUCCAGCUCACACAGUCGGUGUCUAAGCUGGCCGACACGCUACACGUCUUUUGCCGCACGCCAAACAUGGCAUUUCCAAUGAAACAGCGGAAGAUGUCGGUCCAAGAGCAGAACCAGUACAAGGGCGCCUAUGAUCUACUCUUCAAGGCCACCAGAGCGAGCCGGAGUGGCCUCCCACACACUGCCGAAUCUAGAUCGAUGUUGAAAGUCACCGACGAGGAACGCGAAGCGCGCUGGAACGAACUAUGGGAGCGCGGAGGGUUCAACUUCUCCAUGGGUGGCUUCCGCGACUAUGUUUUCAACGAGCAGGCGAACGACCUGAUAUACAACUUCUGGAGACGAAAAGUUCAGGCCCGGAUCAAGGAUGCACGGAAAGCGGAGAUCAUGGCUCCCAAGGUCAAGCCACACCCGUUCGGCACGAAGCGACCUAGUCUAGAGCAGGACUACUACGAGUGCAUCGACCGAGAAAACGUGAAUCUCAUCAGCGUCAAGGACAAUCCUAUCGAGAGAAUCACCGCGGACGGUAUCCAAACUGCCGACGGUAAAGUACACAAGGCAGCCUAUAUUAUCAUGGCCACAGGCUACGAUGCAAUCACUGGCAGUUACACGAAUAUGGGUCUCAAGGACCGGGAUGGGGUCGACCUCAAGGAACGAUGGAAGAAUGGUGUCAAGACACACUUGGGCCUCAUGGUUCCCGGUGUUCCCAACAUGUUUAUGGUGUACAGCCCUCAAGGUAAGUUGCAUGACCUUCCGGAGGAAAGAAGAAAUCGAGCAACUGUGCUGACCCGGAGCCCUCAAGCACCGACCGCCCUGGCCAACGGGAGCACCAUUGUCGAAUGCCAGGGCGACUGGGUCGCCGACGCCAUCGAGAAGAUGCGCAGGGAACACGUCAGGACGAUCGAGGUGACGCCCGACGCGGCACAGAAAUGGGGCGACGCGAUCCAAGAGAUGAACGAGAAGACUUUGUUCCCCCUGGCUGAUUCGUGGUACAUGGGGGCGAACAUCCCCGGCAAGAAGCGAGAGCAGCUCAACUACCUCGGGGGGGUUGCCCAGUACGAGGCGGAGUGUCGCAAGGCAUUGGAGAACUGGGAUGGUUUCGUCCUCGAUGGUCGGCAGGUUGGUGAGGUCAGGGCUACCCUCUAA
Molecule: messenger RNA, 1755 nt
Organism: Fonsecaea monophora
Lineage: Eukaryota; Fungi; Ascomycota; Eurotiomycetes; Chaetothyriales; Herpotrichiellaceae
Exons: 3
Coding region: 1-1755 (584 amino acids)
Molecular function (GO): oxidoreductase activity
Source: RefSeq, a predicted model, not a curated record